CGAUGACGUCACCAAAUUGUUUAUUUUUGUUGGGUUGAUAGUGACAGAUAAUAAUUAUUUAUUUAAUUUAAGCACUAGUUAAUCAUAACUUUAUUGUCUUAAAAAUAAGUUAAUAACUGGAAAAAUGGUGGACCCGGCCAGAUUAAAAAUGUGGCUAAACAAAUACCAAAAUCCUGAUGCCACUUACAGAGAUAUCACCAAUGCAGUGAAUCACUAUCAGGGACUACAGCCUCAACAAGAAACUUACACAUUUGUUGAUGGUACCACCAUGGACCUUGUUAACUUAACAGGUACAAUACCAGUCACUUACAAAGGUUCUGUUUACAAUAUCCCUAUUUGUAUCUGGCUUAUUGACACCCAUCCCAAAAACGCCCCCAUUUGUUAUGUUAAACCAACCCCAGAUAUGUCUGUGAAGGUUUCAAUGUAUGUAGAUCAAAAUGGGAAAAUUUAUUUGCCCUAUCUGCACGAUUGGAUACCAAAUGCAUCAGAUUUAAUUGGGCUUAUCCAAGUAAUGGUAGUCACAUUUGGAGAACAGCCGCCAGUUUUUGCUAAACCAAAAAAUGAUAUGAUGCACAUGCCAAAACCUAGCUAUGGAGCCCCUUAUCCAAUGCAAACACCCCCAUAUCCUCCAUCUACCGGAUUCACAGGCGGUUAUCCUCCUCCAUAUCCACCUAAUACUGGCAAUUCAUUUCCCACUAGUUUUCCACCUUACCCUAACACCCCUUUUCCCCCCUUUCCUCCAACUAGUAAUUUUGGGUCAAGUAUACCAGAAAAAGGACCUAUUGGAACUGGCACUAUAAGGGAUGAACAUAUUCGUGAAUCUUUGUUGACCGCAAUAGAAGAAAAACUGGUGAGAAGAAUGAAGGAGCAAUUCUUACAAAACCAGGCUGAACUGCAAACUUUAAAAAGGACCCAGGAUGAGCUUAAACAAGGGAAAACUAAGUUGGAUGCCUUGUUGAUCAAGUUAGAAAAGGAACAAAAAGAUCUAGAUAAGAAUAUAACACUUUUAAAAGACAAGGAACAAGAAUUAAACACUGCCAUAGAAAAAAUUGGUAACCAAGAGUCUAUCGAUGUUGAUGAUGCUGUCACUACAACAGCCCCUCUAUAUAAACAAUUACUGAAUGCAUUUGCUGAAGAAGCAGCUCAUGAAGAUGCCAUUUACUAUAUGGGAGAGGCACUCAGAUGUGGUGUCAUUGACUUGGACAUCUUUUUGAAGCAAGUGAGGACUUUAUCAAGGAAACAGUUUAUGUUACGUGCCUUGAUGCAAAAAUGCAGACAAAAAGCAGGAUUGGCCAUUUAGAACAUUACAUGUUAAGGUUAUACAAUUAUUUUAUUUAAAAUUAAGGUUAUUAAAGUUGUUAUAGAGAUUAUAAUAAAAUUGUAUUAUUAGGCCAAUUUUCUUUAUAUUAUAUAUGGCUUAAUCAAUAAAUAAAUAAAAUUCUUCUAAAAAAA
Molecule: messenger RNA, 1452 nt
Organism: Anthonomus grandis grandis
Lineage: Eukaryota; Metazoa; Arthropoda; Insecta; Coleoptera; Curculionidae
Gene: TSG101
Product: tumor susceptibility gene 101 protein
Exons: 8
Coding region: 125-1300 (391 amino acids)
Biological process (GO): protein transport; protein modification process; endosome to lysosome transport
Cellular component (GO): ESCRT I complex
Molecular function (GO): ubiquitin binding
Source: RefSeq, a predicted model, not a curated record